CAGUACCUAGCGGCGCCUAUAGGGCUCUUCAGUGAUGUCACGUGAUUUUUAAGAAGCGGAGCGGCUGAGGCGCGCCGCCGAGGACUGGGCUGGGGGCGGUGUCUUCGCAGCCAGUCCACAGAUAGACAGAGGACGCGUACGUGUGGCUUCUUCUCAAUUGUGUACAGCGAUUCCGGCAUCGUUGAAUAGGCAGAACAGAGACAUCCAUCCCAGGCAUGGCUACAGGGGGGAGAGUGCGUUCCACACGGAAGCUGCGGUCCUGGAUUGUGGAGCAAGUCAGCAGCGGCCGGUACCCGGGUCUCGUUUGGGACGACACCGCCAAGACCAUGUUCCGCAUUCCUUGGAAACAUGCCGGCAAGCAGGACUUCAGGAGCGACGAGGAUGCUGCCAUUUUCAAGGCAUGGUCCGAAUUUAAGGGGAAGCUCUCCGAUGAAGGCCGUGCAGACCCUGCCUCCUGGAAGACACGCCUCCGCGUUGCCCUCAACAAGAGCUGCGAGUUCCGCGAGGUCAGCGAGAGGUCUCAACUGGACAUCUCUGAGCCGUACAAGGUGUACCGCCUGGUGCCACUGUCCGAGCAAGGGAUGGUAGAAAACAAAAAGAAGACAGGAGAGGGGAAAAGGAAGAGGGCCCAGUGUGGCAGAGAGGAUAAAGCGAUCAAGGUGUUAAAAGAGGAUGAGGCUGCCAUCCAGCCAAUCAUCACAUCUGUCCAGCAGGGGGAUGGUGAUGAUGACGAUAGCCCACAGACGGAGCAAAGCGAUUCAGUGAUUGUCCUGAAAAACACAGAUCUGGUCAAUGAGCUCCAGGUGAACUUGAUGAUUGAGACGGCGCCUCCUCUUGGAGGCCAACCAUCUCUCAUCAUCACCCUUUACUACUUGGGCCACGAGGUCCUGAAGCGCGAGAUCUUUGGGAAUGAUGUGCGGAUCGCCUACUUCCCUUCUUCUCACAGUACCUCGGCCAACCUGGGUUCGGUGGGCAUAGAGCGCAUCGCCCUGCCCAAGCCCCCACCUGCCCUGUUCACGGGCAGGAAGCAACAGGCUUUUGCCUCCUUGCUGCCGUACAUGGAGAAAGGUGUGAUGCUGGGCUCCACCAAACUGGGCAUCUAUGCCAAGCGCUUCUGCCAAGCCCGGGUGUUUUGGACCGGGCCGCACACUUCCGAGUCAGGCCCACACAAACUGGAGUGUACAGACCACCCAGUCAUGCUGUUUAGCCGACAGGCCUUUCAGCAGGAGCUAGCGGUGUUCAGCCACAGCGGAGGAACGCCACCGGGGUGUGGGGUCACCCUGUGUUUCGGGGAAGAGCUGUCUGACGCGGAUGACCUCUCCAGCAAACUCAUCACUGUCCAGAUCUCCCUGCCGUGGGCCAUGCAGACCAUCCAGCAGGCCCAGUCUGUCCAGAACUCGCUGGCUAUCAUCCAAGACCUGACCAGUCAAUCUCCGCUCGGCGAAGUCACUCUCAGCCUGGUGCCAUUCCCGUGAGAAGACACUUCUGGCAGCAGUGGAAUGGGGUUUCAUGGUGUCUGCCCAAUUUCUGACUGGAAUAUCAAGGCUGGGGACCUGGCACACCCGUACCGCCCCACCUGAUGGCCCUACCACAAGAAAAACCCUGCUUUCCAUUAUUCCAAACUAUUUACUACAGGAUCGCUGGAAUGAUACACAUUGAGAUCUCAUAAGGGCGCCCCCCCCUCACAAAAGACAUAGUGUACGCAAUCUGCUGUCAUGGAGAAUGCGCAGAAUGUUGUCCUUUUGAGAUCAGAGGGUUUCGCAUCCCAGCAGGACAUCAUCCUCCAGUAGAAGGACAACAUCGAAGGACUACCUGAAUCUGAAUGCUCAGCCUGCUGGAGGAGGGAAACCCACAGCCUGGCUGUGUGCUACGAGGUCUCGACCCAUUAGGGAAACCAUCAUACUAGUGAAUUAAACAACCUCAGCACUUGCAUGAUACUUUAUCUGUAAUGUAGUAUGUUUAUUUUGUAGGAUAUUAUCAAGAUUAGUCUGGCCAGAUUUAGCUUUUCAAAUAAAACUCACGUAAAACCACUCAUAUGAAGUAGAAUGGAAGAUACUUUGUGCUAGGCUCUGAGAUGAAGGCCCAGAUGGGACAGGGAAUGAGAAAGUCCUGCAGGUCCACCAGCAGGGGGCAUCAAGUUUUGUGUUCUGUGGGUUCCCGCACUACUUGACGCCACAAGCAUGGAGGCUGCCGUUUCGCGGCUCUGGAGUGCGACCCUGCGAUGCCCAAGUUGCCGAUAUGCUGGGGACAGAGCCAUGACCACCAUGGACGCAGGCUGGCAAACUAGGCGAGGAGACCCAAGGAGAGGGCGACUGCGAUUGAAGCGUUUUGCUAACAGUCGUGUGCAAGUCAUACAAGCUGUUUGCAUGGUAUUUUGCAGUGCAGUGUGGUGAAAGAAUAAAGAAAAACCUGCACAUGAUCAUUUUAUCAUUGAAUAUUGCAUGCAAGUGACGAAUAAGCGUAAGUUGGAAGUUACGUGGAAAUGAGGGGAAAAGAGAUGUAAGUAGUGGAGCAAAAAAUAAGCAGAUGGAAUUAUUUUUGUAUCUCAAUUACAUUAAAUGCAUUAAUGAAUACUUUUUCUUGCUUGCAUCGCGGUUUUUCUGCAUAGGAUAGCAUACAUGCAUUCGUCUAAUAUACCCCAUGCCUGCGGUGAGGCUUGCCAGCGCUAAUUAGCGGAGUAGCGUUACGUCGUUUCUUACUCUGUGGAAAACAAAAGAUCGAUCUGCUCGCCAGAUUUAAUAAAGAAUUUUAAACAAAUCUAAUUUGUACUGUACCGCACCAUCGAUCACCCCAAUACUUAACAAAAUGACGUGUUCACCAUUCCAUUAUUUUGGGAUGGUGAUAUUGUGUCGUAUGAAAUAAAUUCGAAAUUUAUCUUACGAGUUUUUUUUUUGCGUCUUUCUUGCUUAUUUGGCAUGAAAGUCACAGUUCCUUUUAUGCGGUGGGAAAGCAACACGCAAAAGUUGACUUUCAAGGCGGCCCAGCAUCUCGGGACCAGGAGUUAGGUUCCUGAACUUGGAUAGGGAAGUGCCUAUUCAUUCAUAAUUUAAAUAGAGGACUAUUUCAAGUACACAAUCUGGACCAGGAUAAGUGGUUAAGGGAUGGAUUUUUAUCAGUAUGGGUUAUCAUUUCAGAGUAUUUACAGUGUCACGCUUGUAAUUUAUAUCAUUUUAAUCAGCAUCCUAGGUAAUAAGUUGUGAAUUCAGUAUGUAUGUAACUGUAUAGAAAUCACUUGUAAUCUGUAACUGUUUCAACUUCCUUUUGCUAAAAACAGAACCUUUUGAAUAAUCAACAGGAUUACGGAAACCUAAGCAUCAACCUAAGCAUGGGAAGAGUGCAACCAAGCACCACUGGGGAGUGUCAAGGAGACACUCUUAUUUCUCAUAAGCACUUUAGCGUGGUUAGGAAACACUGUGGUGUGGUUUCACUGAUCCCGUCACUUGUACACUGGUUCUCAGAUGGUUUUUUGCAAGGGAAGAAACAUUAUAUAUAAAGAGCUGUCUAUAUUAUGUGUACUUUUUAAAGAAUAAAUCUACUACAAUUAAA
Molecule: messenger RNA, 3546 nt
Organism: Brienomyrus brachyistius
Lineage: Eukaryota; Metazoa; Chordata; Actinopteri; Osteoglossiformes; Mormyridae
Gene: irf9
Product: interferon regulatory factor 9
Exons: 10
Coding region: 216-1475 (419 amino acids)
Biological process (GO): regulation of transcription by RNA polymerase II; immune system process
Cellular component (GO): nucleus
Molecular function (GO): protein binding; DNA-binding transcription factor activity, RNA polymerase II-specific; RNA polymerase II cis-regulatory region sequence-specific DNA binding
Source: RefSeq, a predicted model, not a curated record